AAAUUCUUCUCGAGUCCUUUCCCAAUACUCGUCUCAUCUCCACCAUCCCAUUCAAAGUUUUCGGGUGCUCAGCUUUUGUCCAUGUCCAUCAACAACACAGGGACAAACUUGAUCCUAGAGCUCUUAAAUGUAUUUUCCUUGGGUACUCUCCAACUCAAAAAGGAUAUAAGUGCUACUCACCAGUCACUAAACAGUUCUAUCACUCCAUGGAUGUCACAUUCUUUGAGCAACAACCUUAUUUCCCCAAAUCUGAUAUUCAGGGGGAGACUAAUUUUAUCCAAGAAUACCAGCUUUGGGAUAUUGAAGAAUCACCUCAUUUCUCUCCUAAUUCUGACCAACCCUGCCCAUCACUAAAUCAUGAAUCCAUUCCUCCUCAAAAUCUCUUCCUUGAAUCUCCUUACUUCCUAGAAUCUCCUCCUCAAGAUCAAACCAAUAAUCCACCUCAAAAUCUGGACACUAUUCAAUCAACAAAGAAUGAUGAGUUGAUUACCUACUCAAGGAGGAGAAAGAACCAAAAGGAGAUGGAACAAGAAGCAUCUCUUGAGCAAACCCAAGAGUCCGACCCAAGUCCUAGAUCAAGUGAAGAUCCAUCAGGUUCCUAAUAAUAUACAAGAAGCUCUCAGCUCACCUGAGUGGAAAUCAGCAGUGUAUGAAGAAAUUCAUGCACUUGAAAAAAAUGGAACUUGGGAAAUCUUAGAAUUACCAGCUGGAAA
Messenger RNA from Carya illinoinensis, 713 nucleotides. RefSeq lists its product as uncharacterized. The transcript is spliced from 2 exons. The record is from RefSeq and is a predicted model, not a curated record. Lineage: Eukaryota; Viridiplantae; Streptophyta; Magnoliopsida; Fagales; Juglandaceae. Bases 207 to 602 code for a protein of 131 amino acids.